GUGGUAUAGCGAGCCCGUAUGGCAAACAAAUUAGCCAAGCUAAAGUUGUAUCUAUAGCUAAAAUGGUAGUCCAACGUUAGCUAGCAAGCAGGCUUUCAAAGGAGCACUGUCCUGUGCGUCUGAAUGUUGAAAACGCGCAAUUUAAAGGAAACAUUCGCUAGGUGGCUAACGUUAUCUAGCAAGUUGUCGUAUCUUACUAUCUAGCUAGGGAAGCAUGGUAAAGUUUAAUCCAAACUGAAGUUAUCGCUAUGAUACCACGUAGCUGCGUGGUUUUUUCACCAGCUAAACUACAAGGCAACAUAACGUUCGGUGGGCGAGAUUUUCCGACGACAGUCCUCACAAUGCCCAGAGGAACCCCUUCAGCAGGAGGAAGACAUGCCCUCCAGCUGUGUGGCCAUCAACUGUUCUGUGGAGAGGAGCCCUGAGACUUUGAAGCAGGGCAUCACCUUCCACAGGUUUCCCAAGGACCCUGUGCGCAGGCUGCAGUGGUGCUCAGCACUGCGCAGACAGAGCAGUGACCACCAGCUGUGGGUGCCCACCAAAAACAGUGUGCUCUGCAGCUCACACUUCACCCCUGACAUGUUUGACCGGACUGGCCAAACUGUGCGGCUUCGUGACUGUGCCAUACCCACAGUUUUUGAUUUCCGCAAGAGGAAGAGAGAAGGAAAGGAGGGAGAGGAGAAAGUGGAGAAGGCGGUGGUGUGGCCCAAGAGAGGGAGGAGGGGGAAGAGGGAGGAGCAGAUGGCUGGACGGAGCACAGACCCUCCAGCCAGUCUGGGGGACCUGGCUCUAGCUGCGGAGCUGAUGGAGGUGGUGAGUGACACGGUGCAGCAGGUGCAGCUGGGAAUGUGGAGUCGUCGGGGCUUCCUGAACGACCAUGGCUGCCUGACCAUCCCCACCGACCAGGGCCGGCUCUGUGCUUUGGUGCGCGGGCUGGCCAAGGACCAGCACCGGCAGGAGCAGGCACUCCUCAGUGUGCAGAAGGCUGUGGAGGCGAAGGAGAAGCUACUUCAGAAGAAGAAGAUGCAGUGGGAGUGGGAGAUGCACACCCUGACAGCGGUGCGUGACUCCAGGAUUCGGGUUCUGGAGGAGCAGCUGCUGCAGCAGCGUGUGGAGGUGGCGGGCCUACAGGAUGAGCUGCGGCAGGCCAGGCAGCAGGCACAGGCCAGUGCCGAGGCCAUGCUCUCCCUGGACACGCAGCUCCGCGAGCAGACCCGGCCCCCGCCGCGGCCCACCAUCCUCAGUGCCCAGACCCUGGCGCGUGGCUCCCCAAAGUGGCUGCGCUUCUACACGGGCUUCCACUCCUAUGCUCACUUCAAGGCCUUCCUCAGCUUCCUGCAGGGAGGAGACGGAGCGGGGCUGGGCUGGGACGUGGAGAUGGAAGUCAGGGCCGAGGAGCAGGACGUUCUGAAAGAUGAAGAGGGUCUGCCUGUCCCAUCAUCUCUGGACUCAACGCCCAUCGCUCAGGUAGACCCCACCCUCUUCCCAGCCGACGGGGACAGCGAGGGCGAGACGGCAGAGUCUGUCCGGUGGAGGAUGAUGGGAUACUGCCGCGGGGGAGGGGGCGCCCCCACCCUGCUGAGCUCGGAGGACCAGCUGCUGCUGGUGCUGACGCGUCUGCGUCUGGGCCUGCUGCUGCAGGACCUGGCCUUCCGCUUCCGCGUGGCCGAGUCCACCGUGUCACGCAUCUGGGUACACUGGAUGGAGCUACUGCAGAGGAGGCUCCAGCAGAUCCCGGUGAAGUGCAGCCAGCGCUACAUCAGCUACUUCCAGCCCAAGCACUCCCUGGCGCUGGGCUCUGGCCGUGAGGUGACGGUGCUGGAGUGUGCGGACCUGCUGUUCGACGCGUCCUCCCGGGACCGGCAGCGGGCCGCGGGCAGGUCGGGGGAGGCCCCAGGGGCAGUGCAGUCCCCGCAGCCCUACCGCUUCCUCUCCCACCACUGCGGCUGUGCCCUGGCCUCGCCUGAGGGCUUCCUGGCCUUCGCCAGCUCCGUGCGCCUGGAAGAGUGGGAGGACUGGGCGGCCAAUCCCGGCAGCCCUGAGCCCGCCCCCCUCAACCUGCCCUCCCAUCUGGUUGGAGACAACAGCGGGGGUGUCCCGCCCCCUUCAGUGGGUGUGCCUUCCCGGGAGGUCCUCAGUGUGCGUAGCCUGACCGACAAGGUUCUGACAUUCCGCUACCUGAGGGUAGUGCACCCACACAGCUCUGCCCCUCAGCUGGAUCGGGCCUGGGAGGUGUGCUGCUACCUGGCCUGCCUCCUGCACCAGCCCAUGGGCCUUCGCUAGAAACAGCCUGGGAAGGCCCAGGCUAACUGCCAUUUCAGGAACAGAGCCUCGGUGAGGCCGCUAAACUCUGCCCACGCUCCGAACUGGUACCUGUUUUAUACAGACGUAAUGUAUUUUUGUACAUUAGAAGAAAUAAUUCUGAACAUGAAUUUGCCAUUUGUCUUUUUGCUUUUUAAAAGCCGCCUGAUUUCCCCAAUACACUUGAAUGAAAUGA
This is a messenger RNA of Conger conger (European conger), 2497 nucleotides long. RefSeq lists its product as uncharacterized. Bases 376 to 2283 code for a protein of 635 amino acids. NCBI's taxonomy places the organism in Eukaryota, Metazoa, Chordata, Actinopteri, Anguilliformes, Congridae. The transcript has 8 exons. The record is from RefSeq and is a predicted model, not a curated record.